AUGGCUACCCCCAGUGUCCUUACUUUUGAUGCUGAGGGCCGUGCCGUUGACUUUGAGGUAUGGGUCGAUGACCUCCAGCUGUUCCUCCAGUGCGAUAGGGCAGACGGUCUCUCUGUGUUCGCCGAGCCGCCCGACAGCCGAGUCGCCCAACAGCCGAGCCGCCGAGCCGCCGAGCCGCCCAGCAGCAGAGCCGCCGAGCCGCCCUGCCGUCGAGCCGCUACUGUUCCUACCAGCGCGCCCCAGCCCUACUUACUCGGACUGUGCGAUAGGGCAGACGGACUCUCUCUGUUCGAUCUCACCUCUGGUGCCUCUCCUGCCCCGCCUGCUACUGCUGACAGCACUGUUCGCUCACAGUGGGUGACACGCGAUGCUGCUGCCCGUCUUGCUGUGCGUCGCCACUUACCGACCACUGAGCGUGCACACUUUAGGCAGUACAAGAGUGCUCAGACCUUGUACGACGCUGUAGUUGCACGCUACUCUUCCCCUGCCACUGCUGCACUGAGCCGCCUCAUGCUACCGUACCUCUUCCCUGACCUUGCUGCCUUUCCCACAGUCGCUGACCUCAUUAUGCACCUCCGCACUAGUGACACUCGCUACCGCGCUGCGCUUCCUGCUGAGUUCUGCGCCAAGAACCCCCCCCCCCCCCCCCCCCCCCCCCCCCCCCCCAUGUACAUCACCCUUUACUACAUAGUCACCCGGCUCCCUGACUCUCUCCGCGUAGUCAGGGACCACUUCCUCUCAGUUUGCCCCACCACUCUCACCGUUGACCUCCUCGAGAAGGGCCUCCUAGCAGCAGAGAAGAGCAUAGUCGCUGUAGGAGCCUCUCGUGGUGACCCUCGCACCCCCGUCUUUGAGGGGUGUUCCCCCUCCCCCCUCUUGACCUCUGUUGCUUCUGCUGCUGCGGCCGACCUCGUUGGUUUCGAGUCGGUCGGCGCUGCGUCUGCCCCUAGCGGGAGACGCCGCACCGGCAAGGGCAAGGGGGGCAAGGGCGCUGGAGGGGCUGGCGGGGGCGGUGGAGGUGGUGGUGGAGGCAGUGGAGGGGGUGGGGGUGGUGGUGGGAGUGGUGGCGGGGGUGGCGGCGGGAGCGGCAGCAGUGGAGGCAGUGGAGGCGGCGGUGGUGGCGGAGGGAGCGGAGGCGGCGGAGUUGGCGGAGGAGGCGGAGGUGGAGGAGGCGGCGGAGGCGGCGGCGGCGGCGGUGGUGGAGCGGGUCGCGACUCUGCGCAGAGGAGUGGGUCAGGUGGUGGUCCGCGCCAGCAGCAGCGGAGUGGUGUGACUCUGUCCCCUCAGCAGCUUCGUGAGUGGUACGCUGCGCGUCAGCGCGGUGGGGGUACUGGUCCCUGCACUUACGUCCUCCGUACCGGCGACCGAGCUGGUGAGCAGUGCGGGGGCCCGCACUCCACCCAGCGCUGCUUCGGUCGCCUGACGGACGCGUGGCGCCGCCAGUUCCCUGAGGCGUCAGAGAUCCCUCGCUGGGGAGAUCUGUCUAGGGCGGGGGCUGCCAUCUUUGAUCUUGACUAUGAUGCUAUCCUUGCUGCCAUGUAUUCUGUGACUACUAGUGUUGAGGGUGACUGUUACCUGUAUGUACCGCCUGACCCGGGCAUUGAGGCCACUGCUCUAGAUGCUGGUGAGGCUGCUGGUCUAGGUGCUACUGAGUCUACUACCCCGAGUGCUAGUGCAUCUGCUGCCCCAGGUGCUGGUGAGUCUGCUCUCUCACGUACUGCGUCGGCUCAGGCCUUACACCCCUUCACCCUUGACUCGGGUGCGUCCCGCUCCUUCUUUCGAGACCGCACCACUCUUACGCCGCUCAGUCGGCCGGUUGCAGUCUCCCUGGCGGACCCCUCUAGGGGUCCUGUGUGUCCCAGGUAG
Molecule: messenger RNA, 1866 nt
Organism: Closterium sp. NIES-65
Lineage: Eukaryota; Viridiplantae; Streptophyta; Zygnematophyceae; Desmidiales; Closteriaceae
Source: the annotation of a GenBank genome assembly